Alnus glutinosa is the source of this 1872-nucleotide messenger RNA. Its product is annotated as arginine biosynthesis bifunctional protein ArgJ, chloroplastic. Bases 165 to 1574 code for a protein of 469 amino acids. Lineage: Eukaryota; Viridiplantae; Streptophyta; Magnoliopsida; Fagales; Betulaceae. Gene Ontology annotation, biological process: L-ornithine biosynthetic process; L-arginine biosynthetic process. The transcript has 17 exons. Gene Ontology annotation, molecular function: L-glutamate N-acetyltransferase activity, acting on acetyl-L-ornithine as donor; L-glutamate N-acetyltransferase activity, acting on acetyl-CoA as donor. The record is from RefSeq and is a predicted model, not a curated record.
CAUAUAUUUUUCGUAUAUUUAUUCUUUCUUUAAUGCGUGCUUAAAACGCUUACAAGUAAGACCUUGGCUGCCCGCCGGUAAGCCUUAAACCAGACCACUAUUAAAACCCUAAAACCAUCGUUAGCAAUUAGCAAAUAGCAAAUCUAAAGUUUACAGUCGCAGAGAUGUAUCAACUUGCUUCUCACUACGUCUCAAUCGAUUUGCCGGCGCUAAGUGGGCCAAAGAUUUGGUGCCCGUUUGGUUCGUCUCGGAGAGAGUUCAAACUUCGUGUUGUUUCCAUGACUGGAAAUGACGCCUCAAAUUACAUUCCUAAGGCUCCGAUUGUCCUUCCCGAAGGGCCGUGGAAGCAGAUUCCUGGGGGAGUCACUGCCGCGGAGGGAUUCAAAGCCGCCGGAUUGUAUGGCGGUUUGCGUGCUAAAGGCGAGAAACCCGACCUUGCGCUUGUUACUUGUGAUGAGGAAGCCAUAUCUGCAGGAGCGUUUACUACGAAUGUUGUUGCAGCUGCUCCGGUAUUGUACUGCAAAAAGGCAUUAAAUGUUUCAAAAACGGCACGUGCAGUGUUAAUAAAUGCUGGCCAAGCCAAUGCAGCAACGGGUGAUGCAGGAUACCAGGAUGUGAUAGAAUGUGCCAACAAACUUGCUGAGCUACUUCAAAUAAUGCCAGAGGAAGUGUUUAUUGAAUCCACUGGUGUAAUUGGUCGAAGAAUAAAGAAGGAGGAACUUUUGAAUUCACUUCCAAAACUAGUUAAUUCGCUGUCAUCAUCAAUUGAAGGGGCAGAUUCUGCAGCAGUGGCAAUUACAACAACUGAUCUAGUUAGCAAGAGUGUAGCACUUGAAUCUAAGGUAGGAGGAAGAAGAGUAAGGAUUGGGGGCAUGGCAAAAGGUUCUGGAAUGAUCCACCCAAAUAUGGCUACCAUGCUUGGUGUAAUAACAACUGAUGCCCUGGUUGCAAGUGAUGUUUGGAGAAAGAUGGUGCAGACUGCUGUGAACAGAAGUUUCAACCAGAUAACUGUAGAUGGAGAUACUAGUACCAAUGAUACUGUUAUUGCUUUGGCUAGUGGGUUAUCUGGAUCAACCAGGAUAGUUUCUAUAAACAGUUAUGAGGCAAUUCAACUCCAAGAACGCCUGGAUGUGGUAAUGCAAGGUCUAGCCAAAUCAGUAGCUUGGGAUGGAGAAGGAGCAACAUGCCUAAUAGAGGUGACUGUGACAGGUGCAGACAGUGAGGCUGAAGCAGCAAAGAUUGCACGUUCAGUGGCAUCUUCUUCACUUGUUAAGGCUGCUGUAUACGGCAGAGACCCAAAUUGGGGACGUAUUGCUGCUGCUGCUGGCUAUGCAGGGAUUUCUUUCCACCAAAACAAACUUAGAGUAUUGCUAGGUGAUAUCCUGCUCAUGGAUGCUGGGGAACCACAACCGUUUGACGCGGUGGCAGCAAGUAACUAUCUGAAGAAGGCUGGUGAGACCCACGGUACAGUUGGAAUUUGUAUAUCCGUCGGUGACGGGUCGGGAAGCGGGCAAGCAUGGGGCUGCGAUCUAAGUUAUGAUUAUGUCAAAAUAAACGCCGAGUACACAUCAUAGAAGAAUCCUUGUGUGGCGUCUCAAUAUUUCUGGCCACUUCACCAGACUCUUAAAGAUAUGAUUAAACCCUUUUAUCAAAAACAUUUUGUUUUUUUUUUUGGGUGACAAGGUUAUAGCAUGCAUGUGUUUUUUUCUUUAGAGAUGAGUGAAAUCUGCAUAGGGAAGUCGUGCCAUCUUGCCUCUUUGUAACACGAUAUGUUCUCGCACUGCUGUUGGAUUGAGAUGAAUUACCGUUGUCUAAUCAACGAUUGCAAAUAAAACUUCGGAGCCCUGAAUAGAGCAUAAGAAUUUAAACGAA